Messenger RNA from Botrytis cinerea B05.10, 682 nucleotides. RefSeq lists its product as hypothetical. NCBI's taxonomy places the organism in Eukaryota, Fungi, Ascomycota, Leotiomycetes, Helotiales, Sclerotiniaceae. The transcript has a single exon. The record is from RefSeq and is a predicted model, not a curated record. Bases 148 to 567 code for a protein of 139 amino acids.
GCAAACAGUGAAUCAUUGCAUUGCUCCUUCCUGUUACGAAAUCCUUGGCUUCAACUUACCAGAUCAUCAAAAGUAACAAGCAACACCAAACUAAAAAUCUACUCAGGUAACUCUUAAGCUAUCACGCUACGAUAUACUUCUUUCACAAUGUCAGACAAAACUUACGAACAAAUCGUGCUUAUUCUUCAAGCAACUCCUUACUACUUGGAGCUUGAACAAAUCGAAAAAGACCACCAAGCCACCGUCCAACCUAUUCUCCAUCAAACAAGCGAAUUACUACGUGCAUUCCGAAAAGAAACUCGAGCUGGUAAUGCAAAUGGCGCACAAGAGUUUCAAUAUACUCUCGACCAGAAUGUCAAGAUUAUAGUGGAUACCUACCAGCGGAAUAAGAGGGAAUGGAGCAAAGUUAUGGCAAGAUUGGGAGAGGAUAUCGGUGGGCUUUUGGGAGAGACUUUAAUAGAAGUAGUAAAGGGAAUGAAUAAGAGAGAGACAUCGUCUGCGGGAAGUGAUAUGAAUUUGCAAAGGGUGCUCAUUCAGGUUGCAAGAAGGAUGCAUUCUGAGGAAUGAGCCGAUCAUCUCAUUUUGAAGAAAUGGCAGGAAAUUUGACGGUCUUUACAGAGGCCCGGGAACGAAGCUGUUAAAUAUGUUCAAGUUAUUUUCAACAAUGAAAGCAUUUCUUACA